GAGAGCUGCCGUGUGGACACGCCCCCUCGGUUCAGCCAGUGUCCAUACAGGAAGAACAGCCCUGUGUCAGUCUGCCCACUGUCCUCCUGUUGAUGUGACUGAGCGAAGACACAACUGACAGGAGGUGAGGGAUCACUUAACUUUGAAUAGAUCUUCAUAAGAUGUUGCCACAGCACCUGAAACAGAUCAGAGUCCUAAUGCUCAACGACAAGGAGAAUUUACAGAGAACCCUGUUCAGACUUGAACAAGGGUUCGAGCUCCAGUUCCGCCUAGGUCCAAGCCUUCAGGGGAAGAGGGUUAUGGUGCAUACCAACUAUCCACUUGAAGGACAAGUGUUUGAACGAAACAACUUCCGUGUUUUGGCAUGGAACUACCCAACGGGCAGGGAGGAUGACUCUGAUAAGUUCUGCUCUCUGGAUUUGAAGAAAGCUGGCUCCUAUGAAUACUACUUUGGACAUGGGGACACAGAGCAGUCAGGAAGAGGAUACAUUGUUGUUGAUCCAGUCCUUCGUGUUGGAGCAGACAGUCAUGUCCUCCCAUUAGACUGCAUCACCAUCCAGACCUACCUCGCCAAAUGUCUGGGACACCUGGAUGACUGGCCAAUUAGACUGAGGGUCGCCAAGGAGUCAGGAUACAACAUGAUCCACUUCACGCCUCUGCAGACUUUGGGAGAGUCCAGGUCCUGUUACUCUUUAGCAGACCAGCUGACCUUUAGCCCUGAGUUCAGCCCAGCUGGCCAGAACUACACCUGGGCAGAUGUUGGGCGACUGGUGGAGAAAUUACAGAAAGAAUGGAACAUGCUGUGUAUUACAGAUGUGGUCUAUAAUCAUACUGCUGCUAACAGUUUGUGGAUCAAAGAACAUCCAGAGUGUGGUUAUAACCUUGUGAACUCACCCCACCUGCGGCCAGCCUGGGUCUUGGAUAGGGCUAUCUGGCAUUUAACCACCAGAAUAGUAGAGGGACGCUACAAAGCCAAAGGACUUCAUACUGACAUCACCAAUGAGAGCCACCUGACUGCCAUCCGGAGUGUGUUGUGGGAGGAUGUGUAUCCUCAGAUUAAACUGUGGGAGUUCUUCCAGGUCAAAGUGGACAGUGCUGUGGAACAAUUCAGAGCUCUUCUACAAAAUGGCACCAAGCCAGACAACAGUAAGACUGAUGGGAAAAAGGGCCUGAAGAUUAUUCAGGACCCAAUGUACCGUCGUUAUGGCAACACAGUGGACAUGAACUCUGCUCUGGAGAUAUUUAUACCUCACAGCUCCUCCCCUCAGCACAUUGAGGAAUGCUGUGGUUGGCUGAGACAGAAACUGAAGGACCUGAAUGAUGAACAGUAUCAGAUUGUCCACCAGCAUGAGGAGCAGGCUGCCAACUGCAUUGUGGGAAACGUACUGUAUGAACGUCUGGCAGACCACGGCCCCAAACUUGGUCCUGUUAACAGGAAGAACCCUCUGGUUACCAGGUAUUUCACCUUCCCCUAUCAGGACAUGACACUGGAGCAGGAGAUGCAACUGCUAGAUCAACCGGACAAGAUAUGCCACUUCCUGGCUCACAAUGGUUGGGUGAUGGGCGAUGAUCCACUGCGAAACUUUGCUGAGCCAGGCUCCAACGUGUACCUGCGUCGGGAGCUGAUUUGCUGGGGUGAUAGUGUCAAACUGCGCUAUGGCAAGGAGCCUGAGGACUGCCCAUACCUGUGGGCCCACAUGCAGAAAUACACUGAAAUCACAGCCAAGUAUUUCCACGGUGUCAGACUGGACAACUGCCACUCGACACCAUUACAUGUAGCAGAGUUCAUGCUGGACGUGGCCAGAACAGUUUGUCCUAACCUUUAUGUGGUGGCUGAGCUAUUCACCGGCAGUGAGGAGCUGGAUAAUAUCUUUGUAACCAAGCUUGGAAUCUCAUCGCUCAUACGAGAGGCCAUGUCAGCUGCUGACAGCCAUGAAGAAGGCAGACUGGUCUAUCGUUAUGGAGGUGAACCGGUCGGAGCUUUUGUUCAGCCCAGUCUCCGCCCACUGAUGCCCUCCAUUGCCCAUGCCAUGUUCCUCGAUGUAACCCAUGACAACGAGUGUCCCAUACAGCGGCGUUCAGCUCUGGACUCCCUCCCCAGCUCAGCUAUAGUCUCUAUGGCCUGCUGUGCUACUGGUUCCACCAGAGGAUACGAUGAAUUAGUGCCGCAUCAGAUCUCUGUGGUGAAGGAGGAGCGUUUUUACCCCAAGUGGAACCCCUCAGCACCCCCCUCCUCCACUGGUGAGGUUGGAUCCCAGACUGGCAUCAUAGCUGGGAAACUGGCACUCAACAAGCUACACCAGGAGCUGGCUGCCCAGGGAUUCAUACAGGUGUAUGUUGAUCAGGUCGAUGCAGAUAUCGUUGCGAUUACUCGUCACUGUCCCAGCACACACCAGUCCGUGGUGUCAGUGUGCAGGACAGCAUUCUGGGACCCGAAAACCCACCAGUACGAUACCAAUGUCCCACCCAUGUUCAUACCUGGGAAGAUAGAGGAAGUGGUACUGGAGGCAAGGACAGUGGAAAGGCAUGCUGGGAGUUACAUGAAGGAUGACAACUACAUCAAUGGCAUGCCAGAAUACACUGUGGAAAUAAAAGAGCAUAUUCCUUUACAGGACAGUACAGUGGCGAAGAGCAGUGGAGUGACGUCUAAAGGGCGAUCAGAGUUUGUGCAGAAAAUCACCUUUCAGAAGCUGACACCUGGCAGUGUCAUCGCCUUCAGGGUUAGUUUGGACCCUAAGGCCCAAAAGUUGGUAGGGGUGCUGAGGUUUUAUCUGUCCCAGUUCAGUCCAAAAUACAGAAGAGGCAGUGUGAUGGAGGAAAACCCACCAGAAGCACUGCAGAAACCUCUCGCACAGUUGAUGUCUAAGCUGACGUUGGCAGACAUGAAUAUCCUGCUGUUUCGCUGCGACUCAGAGGAACAAGAAGAUGGAGGAGGCUGUUACAGUAUCCCGGGAUGGGAGACCCUCAAAUAUGCUGGAUUACAAGGUCUGAUGUCAGUGUUGGCUGACAUCCGUCCCAAUAAUGAUCUGGGCCACCCUGUGUGUGCUAACCUCAGACAAGGGGACUGGCUCAUAGACUUUGUCUCCAACAGACUUACCAUAAGAGAGGGACCACUGGCACAGGUGGGUCAGUGGUUGGGAGCCAUGUUUAACUACUUGAAACAUAUCCCACGCUACCUCAUCCCCUGUUAUUUUGAUGCCAUCCUGGUGUCCACCUACAUCACAGCUUUGGACGCAACUUACAAACUAAUGUCAAGUUUCAUUCAGAAUGGCUCCAGCUUUGUUCGUCACCUGGCACUGGGCUCGGUUCAGAUGUGUGGUGUUGGACGCUUCCCCACCCUCCCUCCGCUCUCUACAAAACUUGAGGCCGUCCCCUUCCGCAUUAGUCCACUCACAGAGCAGAAGGAGCAGUGCUGUGUCUCUCUGGCUGCAGGUCUUCCUCACUUCUCGUCUGGCAUUUUCCGUUGCUGGGGCAGAGACACGUUCAUCGCUCUCAGAGGACUCAUGCUGCUCACUGGGAGACACACUGAGGCUCGUAACAUCAUCCUGGCCUUUGCUGGGACGCUGCGGCACGGUUUGAUCCCCAACCUGCUGGGAGAGGGUCGCUGUGCCAGAUACAACUGUCGUGAUGCUGUAUGGUGGUGGCUGCAGUGCAUCCAGGACUACGCUAUCCACGUCCCUCAAGGUCAUGAAAUACUUCGCUGCCCCAUCACACGCAUGUACCCUACUGAUGAUUGUGAACCUUGCAAACCUGGAGAGGUGCAGGAGCAGUGUCUGUAUGAUGUGAUCCAGGAGGCCCUGCAGCGCCACCUGGAGGGAAUUUCCUUCAGAGAGAGAAAUGCUGGAUCCAAGAUAGACAUGAAUAUGAGAGAUGAAGGCUUCAACGUGGCUGCUAAGGUGGAUCCAGCCACAGGGUUUGUGACUGGAGGAAACCGAUUUAACUGCGGCACGUGGAUGGACAAGAUGGGAGAGAGUGAGAGAGCGAGGAACAAAGGCAUGCCUGCUACUCCAAGAGAUGGCGCUGCAGUGGAGAUAGUUGGUCUCAGUAAGUCGGCUGUUCGCUGGGUGGUGGAGCUCCAUGCCAAAGGACUGUUCCCUUAUGAUGGAGCUAAAGUACACAGAGAUGGUAAAGAAGUGUUCAUCUCUUACAGCCAGUGGAACCAGCAGCUACAGCAGUCCUUUGAAGCAGCAUAUUGGGUUUCUGGGGCCCCAAAUGAUCCCAAUGAGAAACACCCUGAACUGGUGCAUAAAAAAGGCAUCUAUAAGGACAGCUAUGGUGCCUCCAGUCCCUGGUGUGACUACCAGCUGAGACCCAACUUCACUGUUGCCAUGGUGGUGGCUCCAGAGCUGUUUACAGUGGAGAGAGCUUGGAAGGCUCUGGAGGUGGCUGAGAAGAAACUACUGGGACCACUAGGAAUGAAGACACUUGACCCCGAUGACAUGGUGUACUGUGGUGUCUAUGACAACGCUCUGGACAAUGACAACUACAACCAGGCAAAAGGUUUCAACUACCACCAGGGACCAGAGUGGCUGUGGCCAGUUGGAUACUUCCUGCGUGCUAAACUCUACUUUGCCAAGAAGCUUGGAGAAGAAACCUACAACACAACUGUCACCCUGGUGAAAAAUGUUUUGUCCCGACAUUACACCCACCUGGAGAGGUCUCCAUGGAAAGGUCUGCCAGAGCUGACCAAUGAGAAUGGCCAGUACUGCCCAUUCAGCUGUGAGACCCAGGCCUGGUCUCUGGCCACUGUGCUUGAGGUCCUCUUUGACCUCUAAAUGGGCAUCAUCCCGUCUCCCUGAUGUGAGGCUGUUCUGCAUACUGAGGGAGAAUUGUUUGGCUUGGAGAAGAAACACACAUCACUUCCCACAGUCUGCCUUCAGUGAGCUGUCACAGUCAUAUUAAUUGGUGUGGCAGCUACGCCUGCUUCAAAUUGCAUACAAUAAAUACAUGACAGGAUUACAACACCA
This is a messenger RNA of Acanthopagrus latus (yellowfin seabream), 4967 nucleotides long. RefSeq names its product amylo-alpha-1, 6-glucosidase, 4-alpha-glucanotransferase a (gene agla). Gene Ontology annotation, biological process: glycogen biosynthetic process; glycogen catabolic process. The record is from RefSeq and is a predicted model, not a curated record. Gene Ontology annotation, molecular function: 4-alpha-glucanotransferase activity; amylo-alpha-1,6-glucosidase activity. The coding region runs from base 162 to 4775 and encodes 1537 amino acids. Lineage: Eukaryota; Metazoa; Chordata; Actinopteri; Spariformes; Sparidae. The transcript is spliced from 35 exons.